CGGCGAUCUGGCCCUGGGGAUGGUGCUUUGGCGCUGGGAUCCUGCACUGGGGACACUCGUGUGACUCUGGGAAUGGCGAUCUGGCACUGUAGGGGCCCUGGGGAUGGUGCUUUGGUGGCGGGGUCCUGUACUGGGGCCACUGGAGGGGCACUGCGGUGGCCCUGGGGUUGUGGUGCUGGCACCAGGGUCCGGCACUGAGGUCACUGUCCCAAGGGCUUCCCCAAGCUGAAGAACGACACGUUCCUUCGCGCGGCGCGCGGGGAGGAGACGGAGCACACCCCGGUGUGGUGCAUGCGGCAGGCGGGGCGGUACCUGCCAGAGUUUCGGGAGACCCGAGCAGCGCAGGAUUUCUUUGCCACUUGUCGGAGCCCCAAAUUGUGCUGUGAGCUGACGCUGCAGCCACUUAGACGAUUCCCCUUGGAUGCUGCCAUCAUCUUCUCUGACAUCUUGGUGGUGCCCCAGGCGCUGGGCAUGGAGGUUGUCAUGGUCCCCGGCAAGGGACCCACUUUCACAGAGCCCCUGAAAGAGGUGGAGGAUCUGAUGAAACUGCGACAGAAGGUGGACGUGACCGCAGAGCUAGGUUAUGUCUUCCAGGCCAUCACGCUGACACGACACAGCCUGGAGGGCAGGGUGCCCCUCAUCGGCUUCUCAGGGGCACCGUGGACACUCAUGUCCUACAUGAUUGAAGGUGGCGGCUCCUCUACAAUGGCCAAGGCCAAGAGCUGGCUCUACCAGCACCCCGAGGCGAGCCACCAGCUGCUGCGGCUGCUGGCCAACGUCAUCACUGACUACCUGGUGGGGCAGGUGGCUGCUGGAGCGCAGGCGCUCCAACUGUUUGAGUCCCAUGCAGGGCACCUGGGCCCAGAGCAGUUUCAGGACUUUGCCCUGCCGUACAUCCGAGACAUCGCCCAGGCUGUCAAGAGCAAGCUGAAGGAGGAGGCGCUGCCCCUGGUGCCCAUGAUCAUCUUUGCGAAGGACGCGCACUACGCGCUGCGUGACCUGGCCCAUGCUGGGUACGAGGUGGUCGGUCUCGACUGGACCAUCCGGCCCCAGGAAGCUCGUGCACAGACAGGGAAAGAUGUCACCCUGCAAGGGAACCUGGAUCCUUGUGCUCUCUAUGCACCCAAGGAGAAGAUUGGCGAGCUGGUGAAGAAGAUGCUGGAGGCUUUUGGGACCCAACGCUACAUCGCCAACCUGGGCCACGGCCUCUACCCUGACAUGAACCCUGAACACGUGGGUGCUUUUGUGGAGGCCGUGCAUGCUCAUUCCCGUCACAUCAACAAGCACAGCUGAGCCUAGGGCCUUGGGGAUAGAACUCUGGUUUGGGCACAGUCAGCCCAAGCAGUGUGUUGUCACAGGGCUUGCUCCAGGCUGGGCUGCAGCAUUAAACCAGCACCUUUUCCGCAGCAGCCGUGUGGCUCUGGCUGGGGGGACAGGGAACUGGAUGGCCCUGAAGGACAUGAGCCGUUCUGGCAGGCAGCUAGAGGGGCAUGUGGGGACAGGGGGAGCCCCUGAGCCCCAUCCUGUUGGUCAGAAUGGGGAAACAGGGGUGCCAGCACAGUGGGGGAGCUGCCUCUCCUUGCCAGGCUGCACAGUGUCUGUGCCUGCAGGAGAGGACGUGAGCCCAGAGCACAACAGGCAUCUCCUGGCUCUAUGGAUGCACUCAGCUCUGCUAGGGGAGGUGGGCUGCCUGAGGCUGGCAGGGUCACAGCCUAGGAGCUGGGGGCUCACAGCAUAAGCAGUGCCAGAGUCCUGCUCAGGUGGCAAAAGGCAACAUGACAUCAACCCAGGGCAGCCCUUGAGGGGGUGGGAGACACAGAAGUACUCACCUGGGGGCCAACCAGCACCACCCACCCCCUGCCACACUGGUUGGGAUGGCAGCAGAGGCACCAUGGCCCUCGUACCACUAUCACCCUCCUCCAGCUCCGAGUCUCUUUGCAACCAUCCCACCAGUCCUGGAGUUCUCCCCCAUGCACACCUCCUUAUCUCCCUCUGAUUUUCAGAGGCAAGCUUCCCUGGGGCUCAGCAAACCCUGCAGAAAGCAACCCAGGAACUCUGCCACCCCAUCCCACACUGCAGCACACUCACUGUGGUCCAGGCUGGCUACAGGAUGGAUCGAGACGUGGGUGUCAACACUGCCGUAGCUGGCACAGAUAGGGUAGCGCCUUCAGCAUGGGCAGGGACCUGCUAACACCGUGCAUCUCCAGGGAACUGCAGCCAGGACGCCUUGCCCCUGCUCCGUCCCCCUACAGGAGCUGGGUACCACAGGGAGCGGCGAAACUGCCUCCUCCCCGGGGCUCUGCCCAGCAAGAGCGGUGACCCCCUGACUUCAGAGAAAGGCAGGAGAGAGACAGGGGGUAACGUUCAUCCCUUUUAUUAUUAAACAUCAGAUGAAGAGGUCGCACACACACAUACACGCACACACGCAAAAAAAAAAAAAAAGGGAAGGAAAAAAGAGAGAAACAGACUGGUUGAAGACCGCUAUUUCGGUGGCGACAGAGACCGAGUACAAUUGGUUUCCUGGCCGGAGUGCGGACACAAGUCACUUGCCAAAAAAUUAAAAGUCAAACCAGACAGCAGAUAACUAGCCCACGUUCUCUAACUACAAGUCACCAUCCAGACCGGCCCUGGUCCCCCAGCCCUCCCAACCCGCUGGCAAAGAAAUGAACCAAAACCGAAGAGCCACCGGCCCAGGGCUGGAGUCUGCCCUUGGUGCGGGGUAAGCCGGGAAGGGCCGAGCAUUGGCUGCACCACGGAGCUGGAAAGCAGAACGGUGCGGGGAGGUGACGUGGCUGCACCUGCCUCCUCCCUCCCCAGGAGCCAGGCGGCCCUGGUGCCCACCCAGGCACCUCACACCCUGCACCCGCCAGGAGACCGCUGUGUGCGAGGCGAUGGGCUCACGUCCUCCAGCGCCAGCUCCACGUGUGUCCGAGCGAGCAUUGCCCCGAGUCCCUUCCUUCGCUGUCCUCCAGUGCUGGGCUGCUGCUCCUCCUUCCAUCCGUCCGUCCGCCUGUCCCAGGGCUGUGAGUCGAGCAGAUGUUCGCCUCCCCCCACACCCUUCUCGCUGCUGACAAUGCCAUGGGAACCUGAGAAACGUUCGCGUGCCUCCUCCUCUUUUUGUCUGUGGUUUUGUGUAGUUUUUUUUAAAUAAUAGUUAUAAUAAUAAUAACAAUAAUAAUAAUAAUAGCAAUAAUAAAAAUAAUCGCCCCAGCCCACAACAAUUUCAAGUAUCCCCCAAAUAAAAGACAGAAUUAUAAAUAA
Messenger RNA from Corapipo altera (White-ruffed manakin), 3261 nucleotides. It is a transcript of the gene UROD, whose product is annotated as uroporphyrinogen decarboxylase. The coding region runs from base 292 to 1293 and encodes 333 amino acids. Gene Ontology annotation, molecular function: uroporphyrinogen decarboxylase activity. The record is from RefSeq and is a predicted model, not a curated record. Gene Ontology annotation, biological process: heme biosynthetic process. Gene Ontology annotation, cellular component: cytosol. The transcript is spliced from 10 exons. NCBI's taxonomy places the organism in Eukaryota, Metazoa, Chordata, Aves, Passeriformes, Pipridae.